GCGAACCAUCCGUAAGCACCUGGACGUUCCUGAAUCCGAGAACACCCAGGCAAAAUUGAUGAUCUGCGAGGAUUGCGCCAUUCACGCAGUGGACAGCUCCCUGAAGGCGUUAUGCCGGAGGUCCGUGAGGACGAGAAGCCGACAGACAGUAACAUCCCUCCAGAGUCCGACGCGCCAUUCCGACUACCUCCCAGGUCAUGGCGCUUAACCCUGAUAGGAGGAUGCAUACUACUGGUGGCUGUCAUCGUCAUGGUCACCAGCAGUGAGGAAGAGCUGCGCCAUAAUGGUACUAAAGCCCGCGGCAAUUCUUCACCCGCCUAUGUACGGCAUGUUGAGAAGGGCAGCCCUGCUGAAAACAUCACGAAUAUUAGCAGCACCACUGGCCUACCCGCUGCAUUACGAAAGCCCGCUGUUCAAAUAUAUCACCAAGAAGAAAGCAAGGCUUCGAGAGCGGCCAUCGACAGAAUACUGUUGGAGGCCAAACCGCGGCUUUCGGUCCUUCGUCCUGAAGGAGCCAGACCUCUUUUGUGCGUGCUGUCUCCAGAAGCAAAACACCCGCUUCAAUUUCCCAAGAAGUACUGCACACAUCUCAUCUACUCCGAUGUGGAAUACGAUCUCCGAAACGCCACCUUCACUCCGGUUUGCGAGGCCACAUUCGCCGUCUUACAAACGCUCAAGGCAGGCUCCGGGAUGCAGUUUGUAGUGAACAUGGUCCCACGCACUCUUCAAGUCUUGGCUCGAAACUCCGAAGAGCGAGGACGCUUCACAGAAGCGCUAUCACGCUGGCUCACCUCAUUCGGUUUCAACGGUGUUGCAUUUCUCGGUCAAAUCGAGGAUUCUGCUUCGCUUGAAGCCGCCCUCGUGCCCACGAUGCGCUCUCUAAAAAGUGUUCUAGGACCACUCAAACUUGUGGUUGUCGUCGGCGUAACAGUGCAGGACUGGGAUACAAACCCUGUGCUGGUUGCUCGAAGGCUCGCUGCCGUUGGAGAGCACCUCGACUACCUUAUUCUAGAGACUCAUUACCAGGUAGUCCCGAACAAGAUCUGUCGCACGGCGUUUCCUUCAGUCUUCUACUCUGACGACCGUCAUACUCCAUCCGUACCUAUUACUCGCGCCUUGUCCUGGAUGGCCAGCAUGCUUCUAGACGAGAAGUCACAGGUCAACACAUGUUUCUCGAUGACGCUGGCAGCGCUGCUCUUCAAAGGAGCUAGAAGUCCCCUGGCAGCAUGCAAGACCAGUCAGCUUACCAGUUACAUGAAGGUCUGUAAGGACAUCCAGUGGACUACUGGCGUUACUGCUGACGUGGAUGCUUUCGCGGAGAAACGACUUGGCAACGGACAAGUAGAGUCUCACGAAGCGUCUGCUUUCCUUGCAGCCAAGGUAUCACGUGCGCUCUCUGUGUUCCCGCUCUCGUGCGUCGCUGCUUAUCAAGUGGACAUGGACGAUUACGAAGGCGAAUGUGGAAAACCCUUUGGGCGCCUGGAACUCAUGCGUCAAGCACAAGAAAAGCUCACGGCGAGCGACGUCCCCCUUUCUGAUAUAAACUCUCCAGGACCCGAGACAACCAGUGAGACUUCGCCCAUAGGCAGCACCGACAGUGAACGUCGUCGACGCUGUAUGGCCCGUGGAAAAGAGUCAGCGCGCCCGUUGGUAUGUGUGCUGUCCGACCGAAUCACCGUGCCUCGUAAUUUUACUAAGCAGCAUUGCACGCACAUCGUGCUUUCUCUGCGACGAUAUCCUACAGCCGACGCCAUGCGACAUGUGUCGUCAGACGUUUACCAGCGUCUAAAGGGGCGGGACGUUAAGGUACUGGUCGCUCAGCACGAGGAUGUUCUCCUGCACACAAAUGCUGAGAAACUUGCAGAAUCUACCGCUGUGUUGCUCAGGGGUACGCAACUCGAUGGACUGGCUUUCCUUUACGUCAGUCAAACUGCACCACAGCUUGACAAACUCAAUCUGAAGCUCCAGACCCUGCAUAGUGUGCUGAAGGCAAGCGAUCUCUGUCUGCUGCUCAGUUUGCAGUUAUCCGGGUAUAUCGCUCAGCCAAGAAUCGUUGAUAAGACGCUGCGUGAUGUGUCAAAGAAUGUGGACAUCCUUGUAGUGAAUAGCCACUAUCCUGGAAGCUCCGACGUCUGUCGAGCUGUGCACACAUCCGUGUACAAGCAGAGUCUGAAUUCUUGUAUUCCCAUCGUUGCUGUGGAAACUGCCUUGUCAUGGUUAAAGUUCAUCGCAUCCACUAGCGUGGAUGUACCAUUCCUGUGUUUUUCUGUCGACCUGCGCGUGUUUCGUUAUGCUGCCAGGACGCCACUUGGCAUCUGCGACUCUGAGGAACAGCUAGAGUAUUCGAAAGUGUGCUCCGGAACAGGAUGGAGUACAGUAUACGAUGUCGCCACCGAUAGUCUUAUGCGACGUAAGGAAGCGGAGCUAGAGACAUUCGACACUGCAAACUCUCUGCGGCGGAAGGUAGAGUCGGCCAUAGCAGAUUAUCCAAAAGCGUGCGUCGUGGCGUUCAACUACGACUUCGACGACGUAGUCGGGCUGUGCAAGGACCAGAGACUUCCUGCUAUUCGAGCAGCGCUGGAUCGAACGAUUUACCCCGCUUCGCCAACACUCCGGGAGUACGAUGAACCAGUGUCUGUGCAUGGAGAUUCAUCAAGAGCGGCCUCUAAACCGCUGGUGUGCGUUUUAUCGCGGGUAACUCAUGGGGUGCCUGUCGUUCCACAAGCCGAGUGCACACAUGUCGUACACAGAGAAGUAUGGUACGACAUUCUCGCUGGAACUAUCCACAUCAAAGAAUCUUCCCUAGGUCUUAUAGCAGAGUGGCCCAACAUAAAACAUGUGUUAGAUCUGGGCGGCGAGAUCUUCCUCAACAGCGUGCUGGGUGAUGAGCCAGCCGAGCUCGAAGAAAUAGCCGCAAACAUUGCAGUCUCGUCUCGCCGAAUGCACGUCGACGGGGUGGCCAUUCUCGACUUCAACCGCACGUCGAAGACCAUAGCUUCGCUCGCUCCUGCACUAUCGAUCCUAAGGAAGACUUUAUCUCAUGACCUGAUCCUUAUCCUAGGAUUGGAAGUGCUGGAUGGAUCGCUGCCAACGCGGACCAUGACAAAGCGUUUGCUGAACACGAUAAGGUUCGCAGACAUCACAAUAUUUCAGACCCACUACAGGAGUGGUCGAGGGUACUGCCAGGUGUCCUACCCUUCCGUGUACGAGUACAAGGAAGGCAACCUUGUUCCAUUGGCAACCGCUCUGGAUUGGAUGAAAGACCUGGGGCUACCGCACACAUGCAUCUCCUUUAACAUGGCCGUGCUAGAAUUCGAGAGGCUGAACGGCGACAUCCGCGACUGUCAGAGAAUUUCUUCCCGGAAGUACUCAGAGACGUGCAAUGAGAGUGGAUGGAAGAGUAACGACGAGAUAUCGGAGUCCUUCUCAGCUGUUCGAGAAAAGGGCCCUGUCUGGCAAUCUUUUGAAUCCGUCGAGCUGCUCGGACAGAAGGUAGAACGCGCACUCGCUCAGCACCCAGGCGCCUGUGUGGCAGCCUUCAAUGUUGACCUCGAGGAUGCUACCCCAGCUUGCGAAGCUCAUAAAAGGAGAUUUUCCCGAAUCUCAGCCAUUGCAGAGAGGUACGUCAAGGCUGAAGCCGGCAUUAACCCUGUGUACCAACAACUUCCUCGAAUGACCGAAGGUAGAGCUUCAAUCAUUUCUGCGGAGCUUGUAGGUUCUCCACCACUUCAUCGUGGCAACACUCAACCUCCGAGCAGGGAGCGUCCAGUGGCGUACCAGCGUACGAAUCAAGGCAGGAUUAGUACAGGUCGUCCAUUCGUUUGCUUCAUGAGUCGUGAAUGGGUGGGAGCGAACAACUCUCCUCCGAGUCAAUGCACGCACGUCGCCUUGUGGCAAGAGACAGCUGGAGUGAAAGAAGUCCUUGCCGAGUUAAAACGACGGCUGAAUUCUCAAGUUGAGUACUUAGUUGCUGAAGAACAUUUCAUGGAGCGGAAUAACACUCGGUUGGCUCUCGCGGCUAGUGACUUCAACGGCGUAGCCAUUGUCAACCUCCGGAUCCGUUCCAUCGCUCUCGAAUCUCUUGGUGAUGCUCUGGAGAGCUUCCGACACAUUUUGUCUAAGGAACACGUACUGGUCGUGGGACUGGAACUGUUAGAUUUUCACCAGGACGCCGACUUGAUUGCUAAGCGUCUAGAAUAUGUUCACAAGCAAGCCGACAUAGUCAUCUUUCAGACUCACUUUAGGAAAGGGAGCUUCUGCCGAACGGCCUACCCUUCCGUGUAUCACCCAUCAGUUGACAACUGUACUCAAACACCGCCUAUUGUGGUGGUGCUCCGAUGGAUGGAACUCGUGUCCUUCCCUAAUAUGUGCGUCUCAUUCAACUUCGCUGCUCUGCGGUUUCAUCUCUCUCGAGGUCCCGGCAUCGGAGAACUGUGCCAGAAUGUUGAGGAGAUCAAAGAUCUGUGCGGUACCGAAGAGUGGAAGAAAUCGGAGGACGGGCAGUACUCUUUGGCUGCCAGCCGUUACCUAGGAGACAUCUGGAUCUCGCACGAAACAGAACGGCUUCUCGAACGGAAGAUAAGCGGAGCGACGCAGAUCGACCCUAAGAUGUGCGUGGCUGUUUUCAACACGGACUUCGACGGGAGCAGUACAUGCCGCAAAGCGGCCUACAGUCGUGUGAAUGUUUCGGCCGUUGCUGCGGGCUACAAGAAAAAGGAUCUUAACGUGCAAGAACCCAACGUGGCUCGGCAGUGGGGACCCUUGCACAAGCUGAGGAAACUAGUGUGUGUCUGUACCGGUAGCGAGAACCCGAACGACAUGCCGGCAGACUACUGCGACUACUACGUGUACGGGUUCAUAAACUAUGGCACCAGCUACAUCCACAUCUUCCCCGAUGUUGAGAGCGUGCGGCUGAUGCAGAGAUUUAAGCGACCAGGAGUGAAAAUAUUGGCAGCUUUCGUGCCGAACAAGUUUCUGACUUUACUCAAGUACAUGGCAGACGAAGUCCAAGGAGACAUUUUGUUUCACAAGGUGGUCGGCUGGUUGUUCGAAUACAACCUCGACGGAAUGGGGACGGUCUACUUCAGGGCGAAUUGGAGCGAGUUGGACUCUUUGUCAGUCUUCAUUCAUCGCCUAGGGUGCAAGUUGCAUUCUGCUGGCUUCGAGUUCGUCAUUGGCAUAACGAUUACUGACAUGCAAGAAGCGCCAAUGACAAAGGCUAUUGAAGGCAUCAGAGUGAUAGCCAGGUCUGUUGACAUUCUCAUCCUAGAGAGUCACAUGGGUUACGAUUACCCCAAGGACUGCCAUGUACACUUUCCGAGUCGGCAGAAACUCACGGAACCGAAUCUGGGAGAUAGUGUCACUAUUGACAGUGUCGCCCAACACGUUAAGCUUCUCAGCGAUGCUGGCGUUGAAACACCCAUCUGCUUCUCCUUAUCGAUGGGGGUGCGCACCUAUGAACUUGAAGCUAAAUCAAGACAUGAAAGACCUGGGGCUACAUGCGACGUUUUCAGAUACGACAAUUAUAGCGUCACAUGCGACACUACGGAACACUGGUCCGUUCCCGCAGUUAACGCUCACGCCCAGUCCACUUGGAGAUGGAAACCACGCAUCGUACAGACCUACGACAGCAAGGAAAACAUCUUUGCUAAGGUGCUAGCAAGCAACACACACUGCGCGGCUGUGUACGAGGUUGAGCUCGACGACCCCUACGAUGCUUGUAAGACCGGCGACAAGUUCCCGCGGAUCCAAUCCGUCCAUCAGUCAUUCGAGACCAUAGCUAAGUUAUGGCCAGAAUCGAAGAAAAUUAUAACGGCAGACGAACCGGUGUUGAUCUGCGUUGUUACUGACAAGAAGCCGACUGUAAACGCUCCUUGCGACCAUUUUGUGUACUAUGCUGCCCGGUACGUCGGUGGAGAGGUGGGCCUUGAAGACUCAUCGGACAUUCCGUUACCCAGUUCUCCCAUGGCGCAGUUUUUGGGGCAAGGCGACAACGAUCGCCGCUUCGUUUCCCUCACUCCACAGAAUCCUUCGUGGUUCCAGGAGAUGGAACGAGACAACAGCGUGAUGACUGAAUUUGGGUCCUCCGUCACUAAGUUCCUGCUGAAGCACGCCCUUCGCGGUUUGGCGUUUCUGAGGCUACACAUCUACGGCGAGGAUGCUUCAGACAUGUGGCGUUUCUUACAGAGAGCGCACUGCGACCUAUCCCUUAGCGGUCGGAAGAUCAUGCUUGGCAUCCACCUUAAAGACGACGCGUCACCCACACUCCUGGCUGAUCUCAAGAGCUUGAGCAGGACGGUGGAUAUCUUCAUUGUGGAAACUCACCUGGAACCCUUCCCCACCGCUGCCAACUGCGUGACUCGGUAUCCGACCAGCGUGUUUGGCACCUUCGCCGACGCUGGUACUAUCCCCAUCCAGUUGGCCACAAAGUGGUUCAGCGCCUUGCCCAAGACACAACCCUUGCUCUGUUACUCCGUUUCCAUGGCAGCCUUUCAAUUUGACAAUUCGUGGGCCCCCGUCGGGGGCCCCUGUCAAGGGGUCAAACUGGUCGACAUCAGUGAGACUUGCAAGAAAGGGCACCCACCUGCACGAACCAGUCACUUGGCUGUCUCCAGUUUCCAGACUACGAGAAGCACAUUAACCACAUAUGACUCCAAGGCCGACCUAGUUAUCAAGGUCGACUUUGCAAACACACCAUGUGUGGCUGCCUACGAUGUGGACUACGACGAUCCCGAGGGUGUUUGCGAUGUCCCCGUGACGCGCACGAAGAUGCUCAAUGAGUCACUCUAUGAACUGGCCAAAUCCUACGAGCUGACCCGAGAGGAAUAUGCUCCACACCGGGCAAUGAGGCCCCUGAGCACUGAACAUACUAUGAUAUGUGUCUUCUCCGAAGAAACCAGGAAUAUCGACCUGGUGUCGUUCAGUGUGUGCGACUACAUCGCUAUCCAACAGUUCGAGCUUGAUUCUUCGCUCAGGGUGAACGUCAACGCGUAUGUCUUGGAACAAGUUCGACGUUACAGCAACGAUAUCACGACGAUUUUCGUAAUGAUGGUGACUGCUGAGGGACUUGUGAGCAGGUAUAAGUCCGGGCAACGCAUCGACGACCUUCUCAAGGAACUGGUUGUGUACAUGACUGAUGCCGGGUUCUGGGGUAUUGCCUUCUCCUACAACAAGACCUUGCCCACAGAUCUUGCGACGCAGACCGGGGUUCUGGCGAAAUUGCGUGACGCAAUGAGAAUGGAACAGAGGGCCUUCUACGAAAUCAUGUUGGUGGUACCACUUACCUCCAAGUGGAUUGUAUGGUCUCGAAGCGCCCUCUUCAGCUACAUAGACCAUAUCAUCUUCCUUACUCACAACGAUGCCACCGAGGGACCGUGCAAAAUAAGGUUUUCGUCAAGCUACACUGUGGACAACCUCACAAUCUCCAACGUGACGGACGCUGCGAUGCUCAUAAAUACCCUACAGAAGUCCAAUCGGAGCCUUCCUCACAUGUGUUUCUCCCUAAGCAUGGCUGUGUUGCAGUUCGAUGGUACCAACGCUGAUUCAUACGUGGGCGAUCCCUGCACAAAGAUGUCGGCCGUUCCUUACGAAAGGGCUUGUCCGAAGGACGUCCACGAGGACGAAGUGGUGUCUGCCUUUAUGAAUAUGGGUAGCUACGUGCUCACAUACGAGGACGAAGAAACGCUCGCUAUGAAGAUGGUCGCCCUUUCAGGCUUCUUGCCCAGAGUGUGUGUAGCUACAUUUCAUACGGACAUGGAAGACUUCAAGGGCAACUGCAGCCACCGUCCCCAGGCGUCACGAUUGCGAACCAUAAGAUCCAGCCUAAGCAUACCGGAAAAUGUAGCAAACAGACCAGGCCUGAAGAACCCAUUGCUAUGUACUCUUGGAAAGGCAAGCCGAAUGACGGCAAUGCAUAUGGGACACUGCGAUAUGUUGAUCUUUACUGACGUGGAGUACGACGAAGCAAACCAUAUCGUGAGGGCUGCCCAUAACCAGGAAGCCUUCGCCGGAUUCAUGACCUACCACGAGGGCUCUUUGCACGAGCCAGGGCGACCCAAGCGAGCAGUUGCUCUGGAUGCGGGCCAACCAAAGUCUGGUGCGUACGGCAAUCUGAAGAAACUGGAAGAUCUUGCUCUGCACAUGGCCCUCUGGCUCAACCUGACCAAAUUGGACGGGCUGGCCAUAUUCGCCGAUGUCAUGUCCGAGGAAGUGCUGUUACGUCACACAUUUUUCAUGGAGAAAAUGCAUUCCGCCUUCGUGCAACGCAGACGUGAAAUAAUUCUGAUCUACGGCUCCUCGAUCAUCGAGGGACACAAAAUGUGGCCGAGGUCACGCAUCGCAACCUACGUCGACGUGCUGGUCCUCAUGGUCCACCGAAAUACCUGGACGAACACUCCGUGCAUAAUAGCGAUGCCGAACACGUUUGAUACGACACCCGAGUCUAAGCAGGCAGACAUCUAUCGGAACAGUAUCCGCGGUCUGGAAACCGUCGUGUCCGUGGUACCGGCGGUGGCCGUGUCCAUCCAACUGGCAGUCCGUCAGUUCCGCACGGAUAAAAAAUGGGUGUUGCACGAAACCUGUCUCUUCGAGACUUGGGUCUACUACGAAACGACGUGUGGUGGACCUACAUGGAGCAGGGGAAAUUUCAGCGGGUCCUACCAGACGCGGGACACCAUGACGUUCAGAACAUUCGAGACCGAGGAUUCCGUGCGAAUCAAGGUCAUGCUGUUCAACGAAUGGGUGAAGGGUAUGGGUGUGGUUCUCUUCAACGUCGAGUACGAAAGCCCUUUCACGGCCUGCGGCACCAUGCUGGACGACUUCUCCAGGCUAAAAGCAGCCCGUCGGGCUACGAACACAAAUAAGGGCGUCAACGAGGACAUGCCAGUCACGUUUCCGCCGGUGUUUCCGAAUACGACGGCCCCUGAUCCAAUUGCCCGACCGGAUAAGCUAUCAGACAACGCUAUGGCAUGCAUCUACGGGAAGCACACCACUACGUUUCCGAGAAACUUCCCCAAGCAGAUGUGCGACGCCAUUAUUCUCAUGGCAUUCACUUACUACGGUCCUUCCACUACUAUUCUGCAUGUCACCAACACUCGAGUGCUCAAUGCGUUCCUGUGGCUCGAGAUGAACAUGCAUAAAACUCCUCACUACUAUCUGGGGUUCGAGCCAGAGUCCUUCCACCGUCGUUGGCUCGGCAAUCCUAAGACAUUUCAGCACUUCGCCGAAACAGUGGCUAUAACGAUACACACAAGUGCACCCAGAGUGCACGGUAUCUUCAUGCAGCACGGGAUCCUCGUCGGUGACGACCCCCAACAUUUCUCGAGCAUUAUCUUCCGUACUCGCCAAGAGGUGAAGAAAUUCCGACACGAAGACAUAUUCCUGGUUGGCAUGGCUGCUCUGAUGCCCCUGUACCCCAGAGACUGGGAGCAAAUCAUGUACCUCGUUCAUUACACCAAUCUGACGGUCAUGUUGUCGCACCGGCUUGAACCUUCGACAGGUCCGUGUCGGGUCGACACCCCGUCCACGAUUCAGCGGAACGAGUAUUCUUUGGGUGUCUGGAAGUGGACCCAGAACAUCAUGGUCGCCAUGGUGAACCUCGCCCAUAAGAAAUCCCUGCCGCCUAUGUGCUUCAGCAUCAAUAUGGUGGUCUUGAACUACUCCGUACCAACCUACACAAAUGACUUUGGCGGAUUCUGCCACGACGAACAGUGGACAGGUUAUGCAGAGACCUGCCCAACACUCGUAACCGGCACGUACGUAUCGUCAAGUAAGCUCACCGCGUACACUCGAACCCGAGAUGUCUUCAAGGCUUUCGAGAGCGAAGACACCUUGAGAAUAAAGACAGAAAUGGCUUCCCGCGAGUUUCCGAGAGUGUGCGUAGCUGCGUACAACGUGGAGUUCGAAGACGAAGGUAACUGCACGCAACGGCGUGCUUUCUCGAGAAUGGCAUCUCUGCGGAGAGCGCUCAACAAUAUCAUACCGAAGGUCGGCGUACUCAACAGACGUCGUCGCGGCGCUUACUAUUUCGACCCUUUCAAUCCUUCUCCGCCUCUUCCGAGUAACGAAAGCAUACAACGUACAUACAUAUACGGCGAACCAUCGUACAAGAAGAAAAGACGACGGCGCUCGUGGCAUUUCCACCGGAGGACAUCCAACGAAAGUCACGUCGCCACGGACACAUCGACAGAACCGACACCCAGCGUGUGCUAUUUCAACGCUCCCGCUCCGGGUUUGCCUUGCGUCGCGAAGCACGUGUGCACAUAUACCAUCUAUGAUGCUCCGGACUACGACAAAGCAAGAGGAAGCUUCUAUAGCGCAGAUGGAACCUGGGAGUCCGCAUUUGCGGCCGCUGUUGCCAACAGUAUGAAUUUGGUGAUUGGUACGACAGCCGAGACCCUGUUGAAUUUGUACUACGAGGGUCCGGUGGCACUGGAAGCCUUCUUGAAUUCCAUUCUCAACCUAGCGACGAGAGCAGAUGGUCUUCUUGGCAUCAGCGUGAGCAUCCUACCAGAAAUGGCGACCGCCGAUGUAGAUCACUUCCCAGAUGUCAUUCGAAAGGCGCGAACGUCACUGGACAGCAUGCACUUGGAGGCCAUAUUUGUAGUAUCUCCUGCUGCUAUGGACAACGCUGACCUAAGAAAGCUAGUCGCCGAUACGGCAGAUACGAUCGUGUACGCUGGUAAUGUCGUCGCGAGAACCGUUAAAGGGAACGUCAGUGCGAUCGACGACAGAUUUCCCGGAGGAAUCCUCAGGAGUGACGAGAAGAAUGACGAGUACAGAAAAUUUCCGGACGGAGAUGCUCCAACGAAAAUGUCCUCCAUGGAUGGGCUUCUGGAGUUGUCCCAAGCAGUCAGCGAUAAUUCCUUGCUGUGCGUGAGCAUCAACUUGGCGGUCUACGAGUGCACGAACGACGGCUGCAGGAAGGCCAACUAUUCUGAUACAUGCAAACUUGUUGGCAGAGUGGACCCGGACUAUUCCACAAUGAGAGCAAAGGUUGGGUCCUCCGUGUUCAUCUAUGACAACGAAGCAACGCUCUUAUCUAAGCUCAACUACUUCCGGCAACUGUAUCCGUUCGCAUGCGUUGCUCUGCUGAAUGCUGAUACGGAGGAUCACGGCCGCUCGUGUGGUGCGGGGCUAUCCUUCUCUCGACUCGCUCAAGCUCGAAGCAUGUUGGAUGGUGGUGAAAACAUCACUCCGGUUCCCCUUCACUCCACAACAGGAACAGCACAACCCCAACGUGCUACGUCGGAGACUCCACUGGGCACAGUCACACCUGCUGGAAGUAGAACACCAUACUCUACAGAAGGCAUUGCAUUCUCAGGCACACACCAUGCCACAUUGAUCUGCCUCUCUGGACACGAAGCCACGGUUGCCGACAUAACGCGUAUUCCUGCAACCCUCUGCAACUAUAUCGUGUAUCCUCCAGGCUCUUACGACCACCGACGGCGCACCAUUAAAGCCAUAAAGCCAAUCGACGGGCAUAAAGGAUCUCGCCUCGUGCUCACUCUGAACCCAUCCAGCUUCGCCGACAGAUGGGUGGUCAACGCGACUGAGCUCGUUGCUUUCGCGAACACCCUGUUAGUAUUUAUACGGGACGACCAAUGGACAGCUUUUGGCAUAUUCCUCGAAAAUCCUGACUAUACUUCCAAUGUAGUGGCUGUACAUUCGGCCGUCCUAACACUGCUGAGGCGAAACAAACCGACACCGUUUCAACUGGUCGUAGGCAGCGUCCCGCUUCAGGACGGAAGGGCCUUCUUCGGCCUAGUCCUCGGUGCAGACUUCUUCAUCAUGAUGACUCAGCAUAUCUCGAGAAAGGACUGCACCGUUCAACCCCCGACAAGAACCCCAGCGUUGCGGGCUUUCAUCGCUGACCAGAGCGACAACUCUCUCAUGUAUUUGUGGCGAAACUCGGAGCUACUGCGCGCUCUCAUUUGCGCCCCGAUUAAUUUGGGUGUGUUCACAUACCAACUGAAAGGUCCAUAUUUGGGAAACACGGGCGAUCACUGUGUCAUGGAAGCACAUGGAAACUACGCGCAGACGUGUAACAAGACAACAACCACGGAUGCAAACGCUGCCUAUUACUCCACUCCAACGCAUCUGACGACGUUUGAAAAUGAGGCUACAGUAGUGCUUCGGAUGCUGGAAUUUUAUGACAAGAUCCCUGACCCUUGCGUGGCUGCAUUCUACGCGGAUUCCGAAGACUCUACGGGGUUGUGCACACCAGCAUUCUCGAGACUGAAGGCUAUACGAGCGCGACUUGACGAGUACAGUGUCUCCAAUUCAACUAUGGGAACCACUCCCUUCACCGGGACAAGUGGUGCACCAAGAAGUAAAUCCUCCGAAAGUGCUACAGCGACAACGCCAUCUGCCAGAAGAUUCAGCAUGCAUCCAACGUCAUCCAGAGCAACGAAGGCGAGCAUAACUACUACCGGGCAUCCCGUGGUAUCUAAUACAACAGCUGAAGAUGAAAGGGCGGUUCCAGGACACACAAGUGUUCCACAGUUUGGAAAUACUCUCUUGUGCUUCAUGUCACCGCAGUUGGCAGUUUAUGUCAAGUUCCCUAAGCUCGUCUGCGAUGUCAUCAUAUACGACGCACUCUGCCUCAGGGGCGAUGGACACGAAGUAAUCGAUGCCCAAUGGAAGGCCUUCUUAGAAAUAAGGAAAAUGAUCCAGAGUGAACGUGAGAAGUUCGCUGCAAACCUGGACAGCGAGUGUCUUCUUAAUGCAACAAACACCGAUAAGGAUGUGAAAGCUGUGGUCACGGACGCAGCGUCCCUGCUUGUCACUUAUAAUUUAUCUGCUGGAGCCGUGGUCGUCCAGGACAGCCGGCACGAGUCUGUCGUGCCGUAUACUAUCCUUUUGCAGCAAUACCGGUUCCGAAUGAAUGAGCUUAACAGAGAUGGUACACUUAUCUUCGGAGCAUCUCCAAACUACCUUGCGAACAACAUCGUUUUGAAGGCAAUUCUCCAAACUGUGGACAUCCUCAUCUACGUCGAUCAUCACACCAUCACUAGGGAUGAGCCGUGUAGAGUGAGCUACCCGAGCGGCAUGUUCUUCGAGAACGAGAAUGACCGCGCCGUGGAAAGCAUGCAACAGAACAAGGACAAAAUAGUUUGCAAGUCGGUCAACAUGGCGGUCUUUCGUUUUGCCAUAGAAGGAACGAACGACACAUUCGGCUCUCUAUGUCGGCAAGAAAUCAUGGACAGUUAUGGGCAGGUUUGUCCUUCACCAAGAGUCGGAGCAGAAGACGAGCCUGCCUGGUUUCCCAUCCACUACAAGGACAGGUUCAACCUGAUCACCUACGAAAGUGAGACGACCCUCCAGGAAAAGAUCCUGGCACUGCGGAAGUCAGUGACACGCGCCUGCAUCGCUGCCUUCCACGUCGAGUUUGAAGUGCCCACAGGAAAGUGUCCGCACCGCCCUGCCUUUUCCAGGAUAAAAGGAAUGAGAAACGUCCUGGACAAUCCUGUAGACUAUAUUCCUCCGUACGUACCCGAUCACGAGACAGGGACAACCGGUACCGUUUCAACGACUUCUGGCUAUAGAAGGCUCGCCAAUGAACCGAGUGCACAAGCUCGACUCGUCUGCUUCCUUGCUCCACCUGUAAAGACAUUGCAGAAAUACCCAUCGUACCUGUGCGAUUAUAUCGUUUACCAGAGCUUGGGUUACAAUAUUUCAUCAAAACACAUGUCCUUGUCAGACGAAGUAUCUUGGACGAGGUUCUUGAAGCUGAAGAAGCCUCUUUCAACAAGGCUGAUGGUGUCUAUUGAUAGUCAGUCCAUCGUUAAUGUAACAAGAGCAAGCGCCGUCGACAUCUUCGUCAAUGAAGUACAGGUCUGGCUCCAAAAUCACCACAUCAGAGGCGUGGGAGUGCUCUUCGAUUCACAGGACGAUGCUCUUCAUGGUUACGAAACAUUGAAGGUCCUUCGUGAGCGCCUUGACCAAUUCCAACAUGGGGCAUACGUACUUCUCAUCGGAGCCUCGGCCGCUCUUCCCGUUCACCUUGUUCAGUUGGCCCAUACUUUUGUGUUCGUGACCAACCACGUUCCGAGCGCAACGUCAUGUCAGAUCAGCUACCCAUCCGUCACCACGCACGUGUCGACACUGUCGGAACCAUUGCUGCUGGCAAAGAGCCUCAGGGAAGUGGCGGGCAACGUGAGCGUCUGUCUCUCCAUCAACCUCGCCAUCCUGGUCUUCUGGCAGGAGACAAUGGACAGAAGUGUCGGUGCAAAGUGCAAACGAGGCGCAGAGACGGACUUUGCUGAGCUCUGUAAGCAAGCCGAAGUGAAGAUAACCCCAGACAAAGAAUGGAUGAGCGCCUAUCUUCAGACUGAUGAAAACAACACGCUAUACACAUUCGAGACAGGAGACAUGUUGGCUACUAAAGUGUCCUUCUUCAAGUCCUGGUUCCCGGACAUCUGCGUGGCCGCCUUUCAUACGGAACGAGACGUGUAUGAGUAUCCGUGUCCUCGUCUGCCCCCUUUCUCGAGGCUUAUCAAGAUCGGGGAUACUCUCUACGGUAACCACCCGGAGUCUACGUCUUAAUAAAAUGUAAUCCAUA
This is a messenger RNA of Ornithodoros turicata, 14560 nucleotides long. RefSeq lists its product as uncharacterized. The transcript has 125 exons. Bases 112 to 14544 code for a protein of 4810 amino acids. NCBI's taxonomy places the organism in Eukaryota, Metazoa, Arthropoda, Arachnida, Ixodida, Argasidae. The record is from RefSeq and is a predicted model, not a curated record.